Wallemia ichthyophaga EXF-994 is the source of this 1299-nucleotide messenger RNA. RefSeq names its product SET domain-containing protein. Gene Ontology annotation, biological process: peptidyl-lysine monomethylation. Bases 1 to 1299 code for a protein of 432 amino acids. The record is from RefSeq and is a predicted model, not a curated record. NCBI's taxonomy places the organism in Eukaryota, Fungi, Basidiomycota, Wallemiomycetes, Wallemiales, Wallemiaceae. Gene Ontology annotation, cellular component: nucleus. Gene Ontology annotation, molecular function: protein-lysine N-methyltransferase activity. The transcript has a single exon.
AUGUCUCGUACUACCACCAUCCACAACUUCAAAGCUUGGCUCAAGGAGAAUGGCUGUGAACUACACGACGACAUGGACAUUGCGUACUCUCCCCAAUCUGGCUACAGUUGGAUAGCGAAGAAAGACAUAGCGCAGGAGACAGAGAUAGUCAGUGUGACAGAGGGUGUGUGCAUAACGCGUGAUUCCUGCAGGAAGCUGUUCCACGCCUUGAGCUACACGCCACUAAGAGAGGAUAUCCUCGUAGUCGUAUACCUAGCGCUGCACUACAACUACGACAACCAACCCGACUCGCUGCAAAGAGCACUGAAGCACCGCGCAUACGUCGCUAUGCUUCAGCCAAUAGGAAGCACGCUGACGACUCUCUACUGGACACCCACCGAGCUCGAGUACACGCAGCCGACGAGUCUGUACAACACAACGCGGGAGCGAGAGUUGCAAUGGCAAAGGGAUUACGUCGUCGUUACCGAUUGGCUGGCAUCUAAUGGUUUAGCGUCAUUUUCGUACGAUGUCUUCAAGCACUCUCUCACUAUGCUCUCCUCACGCUCCUUCCCCUCGAAACUGAUAAGCGGGAGUGGGAGCAGAAAUGCAGACACGAGCAUGAGUAGCAGUGAUAAUACGAGUGGCAGUAGCACACCGAUGCUCGUCCCUCUGUGGGACAUAGGCAACCACAAGCCCAUGUCGGCAGUGGUGUGGAAGGAUAGUAUCUAUACACGCACUUCCAAAAUAGCCAUCAGUCUGCCGCACGGUGCCUUAGAGGGUAGCGAGGUAUUCAACAACUACGGGGCCAAAGCAACCAAUGAGCUCCUUCUAGCUUAUGGCUUCGCUGUUGACAACCUUGAGUACGACAUAGUUCCAUUCAAGGUAGGUGCCGGUGCCGGUAUGGAUUUCUCGCAGCGCAAGCAAGACCUUUUACGCAAGUGGAAUCUAUUGCUUGAAGACGGCUCACUAUGCACAUUCAACCUCUCACUUACGCAGAACAUGCCAGUGGGAUUGCGCUUCUUGAUGCGCUCACUGGCUGAUGAGAACAUCAGCGACGAAGGCGCAUGCAGCCUGCAAACUCUCGAUGACUCCCCCUCUACUAACCAGGACAUCGAGUUCGAUCUCCACGCUGCACUCUUUCACAUGCUCGAGAAUAAGGCUAUGAGCACGUCGCAGACCCUCAAGACACUCCUCGCUAACAGAGACACUGUUAGAGAGAGUGUGCUCGUCAUGCUGCAGUCGCUGCUGACAAACCAGGUAAUUAUCCUUACACGCGCUGUUGACGCCAUCGAGGAGGUGUUGGAGCGUCUGUCCGCGUAG